Oncorhynchus gorbuscha (pink salmon) is the source of this 2553-nucleotide messenger RNA. It is a transcript of the gene slc25a47a, whose product is annotated as solute carrier family 25 member 47a. Gene Ontology annotation, cellular component: mitochondrion. Gene Ontology annotation, biological process: transmembrane transport. The transcript has 6 exons. Lineage: Eukaryota; Metazoa; Chordata; Actinopteri; Salmoniformes; Salmonidae. Bases 933 to 1850 code for a protein of 305 amino acids. Gene Ontology annotation, molecular function: transmembrane transporter activity. The record is from RefSeq and is a predicted model, not a curated record.
ACCAACUCUCGUUUGAAUCAUUAUGGCAGGUUUGAAAUAAUAUCGAUUGUACAUAGGGAAAUAGAUGUUUCUACGAAUAAGCAAACGGGCUGAAAAACAUUUGGCUGCUGAAAAUUGCGAUUACCAUAUCAUACAUAUGCCAAACCUGGACAAAAUAGGAACUAUUCCAUAUGUUAUGGCUUAACUACCGACAUUCAAGGUCACGUAUGGACGAGCAUAUCAUGGAAUAGCUACCACCUUUCAAACUUCUCGUUUUAACCUUAUCAAUGACAUUAUGUAUUUCAGAACAGUUCUCCGUUUUAGACACUAGUUUUAGACACAAUAUGCCUUUAUGCCUCUUUCUAAGAGAAAAAGCUGAAUUGUUUCUCAACGUGGCAUUACUUCAAUGAGUAUCUUGAGAUAUUUAGCAUUAAACAAUUACUGGUUUUGUGCUAGAAUAACAUUUGCUUAGAGGGCAUUUGUAAGGAUUUUUAUUUAUUUCACCUUUAUUUAACCAGGUAGGCUAGUUGAGAACAGGUUCUCAUUUGCAACUGCGACCAGGAUAGUUCAUUUUUAUGUUGAAUAUGUUGUUAUAGUCCUAUUACAUUUGUAAUUAUUUUUUCAAAAGCUUUGAUAAGGCCAUUCAAUGUCUGUUUCAGUGUGUCUUUGACACUUUAUUAUACUGUCAUUGCUUAGACACGAUGGCUGUUUUGAAGCGCACGAACUUAUCAAUGGCAACUUCGGCAUUAUUCGGCUACACUCGGCUCCUCUGUUUCGUAACCCUCAACCGAACAUACACGUGGUAUUUUGGUAUGAAGGACGCAGAAGCUUCACAUAACUGACUCGAAUAGUCCUUCUAUAACAGGGAAAACAGUUUACACAACGACAAUCAGUGGGAGCAUGAGAAACAUGCAGUGAUAUCGUUUUCACACAAGUUAUCUUAUGAUUGAAGAAUGCAUAUCGCCGAUUUCGCGGCAGGAUCCAUAGGAGGGGCAUGUGGUGUUGCUGUGGGAUAUCCGCUUGAUACAGUAAAGGUGAGGAUACAAACUCAGAAGCAGUUCACUGGAAUUUGGCAUUGCUUCAUAACAACGUUAUCUAAAGAAGGGGUCCAUGGCUUCUUCAAGGGGAUGUCCCUGCCUGUUACCACGGUUUCCAUGACUUCCUCUGUGGUGUUUGGGAUAUACAGGAACUGCCGUCAGUGUCUCAGUCAGCUGAGGGGAGGACCAGGAACCCCAAACACCAAACCAGAAAUCUUCCUCUCCGGCCUGGCCGGGGGUGUGGCUACGGUGACAGUGAUGUCACCAGGCGACAUAGUGAAAGUCAGGCUGCAGUGUCAGACAGAGUCCAUGCGUGCCAGAAAAGGGGCCAACUUGCCCAAACCCAAGUACCGCGGCCCCGUCCACUGUCUCCUGACCAUCGUCAGAGAGGAGGGGGUACUGGGGCUCUACAGGGGAGCUCUGCCUCUCAUGCUGAGAGACGGACCGUCCUACGCCACCUACUUCCUGACUUACAGCACACUCUGUGAGUGGUUCACCCCGACUGGAAAGAAGGGACCAGAGUGGACAGGAGUGAUGCUAGCUGGCGGGGUGGCUGGUAUGACCGGCUGGACAGUGGGUACGCCCAUGGACGUGAUUAAGGCUCGCCUCCAGAUGGACGGAGCCAGGGAUAUCAAGAGAUACAAGGGCUUUGUCCACUGCAUCACAGAGACAGUCAGGAUGGAGGGGUCAGGGGUGUUCUUUAGGAGCUUGGGUAUCAACUGUCUACGUGCCUUCCCUGUCAACAUGGUUGUGUUCGCUACCUAUGAACUCCUGGUCGGCUUCCUCAGAACACAGCCUGAUGCUAUAGAACCCCCCAAACUAGAGUUUGAGUAGACACUGAGUGAUUAACCAAAAUGUUGGUUAUUUUUUGUUUUUUAAACAACUAAUUGACCAAUUAGUUCAAUUAUUUUAAUUCCAUUUCAUUCGUUUUUUUCUGUUAGCUCAAUGCGCACAUCGCACAGUGUCUCUAGAGAUAAAUCCGGUCCUGCCUGAACUGUGCAAUGUAGUAGGGGAGUUGAAAUCUCCAAUAGGUUAGAGCAUAAAACGCUGUAAUUAACUGCAAUGACCUAAAUCCAUUGCGCAGAUGACUUGGAAUUAAAUAAUACAUUAAUCAAAUAAAACAAAUGUAAUAUAUACAACAACUGAAAUAUUUUAUUAAAGUAAUGUGAAUAAAUUAUGGUUAAUAAGUGAUAAGCAGUAAUGGGAAGUCACUACCAUCAUGGGACUUUUAUUAAUUGUUUUAUUCUGUUACAGUAUUCAACCCACAUAAUGCAUAGUGCAUUUAAUUAAUGUUUAAAAAAUAAUCAAAAUUGAAAAUUAAUUAUUUUGUAAUAAUCUAACGGAAACCGAACCGACCUCAAAAAGCAUAAAUCGCUCGGCACUAGACACUGGACUUGUUAGACAAAUGUACCUCUCUCCCUUGAUUGUAUUCUCUCACACUCCCGGUUCGUCUCUCUGACCUUUCUCUCUCUCUCUGUUUUUUCUCUCUCUACUCUCUCUCUACUCUCUCUUUCUCUUCUCUCCCUCUCUCUUCUCU